ACAAAAAAGAAAAAGAAAAAGAAAAAAAGAUAAUUUGUAUAUUUGUUUUUGUUUUACCAGGAAAGAAAAAACACACAUGGGGAACAACAACAACAACGGCCGGUCCUUCUUCAGCUUCUUCUUCUUCCUUUCGUUUUUUGUCUGAGAACCAAAAUCCAUCACUACCCAUCAAAAAGCUUCUCUCUCUUUGAUUUGUUAUUCUUGCUCUGCAUCUUGUGCUUGCUCUGCAUCUUGUGCUUGCUAUUAUCUUAUAAAGAAACAAUUUUGCAAGGAAGAAAUUGUUACCAUCAAUAUCUUAUUCGAUUAAGUAAUUGAAGAAUAGUUCAGACAAAGUUGAAGAAGGAGAUCUUUGUCUAUCUUUGAAUCUAUGGAACAACUCAUCAGCUUUAUUAUUCGGCCACCCAGAGCUGAAUACGAUCCACAAAAUGAUUUAUUAGAUCAAGAGUUCAUGCUGAAAGGGAAAUGGUUUCAGAGGAAAGAUCUUGAGAUUAAAAACAGUCGGGGAGAUGAUCUUCAGUGUAGUCAUUACAUGCCUAUUGUUAGUCCUGAAGGAAAGCCUCUGCCCUGUGUGAUAUACUGCCAUGGGAACAGUGGGUGCAGGGCCGAUGCUAGUGAGGCUGCUAUAAUUUUGUUGCCCUCAAACAUUACAGUUUUCACUCUUGAUUUCUCUGGAUCUGGACUGUCUGGAGGAGAGCACGUCACCCUGGGGUGGAACGAAAAGGACGAUCUAAGGGCUGUGGUUGAUUAUUUGAGGGCAGAUGGAAAUGUCUCUUUGAUAGGCUUGUGGGGACGUUCGAUGGGCGCUGUUACUAGCCUAAUGUAUGGAGCUGAGGAUCCUUCAAUUGCUGGAAUGGUUCUUGAUAGUCCCUUCUCUGAUUUGGUUGACUUGAUGAUGGAACUGGUGGAUACCUACAAAAUACGUCUACCCAAGUUCACCGUGAAACUCGCAAUUCAAUACAUGCGAAGAGCUAUCCAGAAAAAGGCAAAGUUUGACAUAACGGAACUGAACACCAUUAAGGUGGCAAAGUCUAGCUUCGUUCCAGUUUUAGUAGGACAUGCCAUUGAUGAUGAUUUCAUACGCCCCCAUCACUCAGAUCGUAUAUUUGAAGUUUAUAUGGGGGACAAAAACAUUAUCAAAUUUGAGGGAGAUCAUAAUUCUCCACGCCCUCAAUUCUACUUUGAUUCUAUAAAUAUAUUUUUCCACAAUGUUUUGCAACCUCCAGAGGAUGAAGUGGGGGGAGUGUUUUUUGAUUCUAUGGAUGAUUACAUCGGUAAGGGUAGUUGGAGAAAUGUGCGAGAAGCUUACAAGCAUGAAUCUUCGCUUGCAUCAAAAGAACCAGCAACAAGCAGCACAUCAGAUUCCAUUAAACUACUCCGACCUAAAAGACCUAUGAGCAGGACAGAGGUUCCUUCUAGUUUCCCGUCUAAAGAUGAUCAAUCUGAUGAUACGGAUUUAACGAAUGAUGACGAUCAGAGCUCAACAUCUUCUAAAAUGAUUAGCUUUGAAUUAUCAAAUGGCCAUCCUAUUGGCCCCCAUGUUCCAACUACUUCGGAUGAUGAUCAGUAUGUAGAAUAUCCGCUUGAUGACUUUACAGGUUUUCCAUGCAAUGUGGAGGAGGAAGAAAGGAUGUUCAUGGAAGCAGUGAUUGAAUCAUUAAAAGACUUGGAAAUGAGACGUCCCGAAGCAGGAGAACCGCCUAGUGUUAGCUCUAGUUCUGUAAAACCUGUUCAUAAAGAUGACCAGGAGGCUUCUCCUACAGAGCGUUGUGAGCCCUUAAAGGCAGAAUCCACUUCCACUUCAGUUGAGCAUUGUGAACCUUCAAAAGCAGAAUCCAACAACACUUCAGUGAUCAAUGCCCAAAAUUUGGCAUCUGAGCAUCCAUCUCCUGAUAUAGGUUUGGGACCUGCAUCUGAUGCUACUUCAUCUUGCAUGGAAACUGCAAGCACAGGGACUUCUGCUCGUAGUGAUACUUCAGCAAGCAUACAGAGCUCCACAGAUGCUGACAUGUCAGCCAGUACAAUAGCCACAUUAACUGUUGAACGGAACCCAGCGAGCCAUAUUAUGGAUGGUUUGAUGCGUCGUUGGGAUCUCAACUUUUUCCGAAACAGUCACAAUCGAUGAGAUGAAAAGAUGCUCAUUUGAAUGGACAUUCUGAUGGUGUAGUAUUGUCUUGUACCUAAGCAUUAGGGAUUGUAUUUUGUAAAUUGUUUCCAAGAAAAGAAAAAUGAGAAAAGGAAAGACAGAGAAAGGGGAGAAAAAAGUUGUGAAUGUGUGUAAGAAGGCUAGUAUAUUUCCUUCUGAUUUGACUACAAGGCUCUACAUUGACUACUGAAAAACAGAAAUGAAAUUAUUGUUUGUUACUUCAA
Messenger RNA from Quercus robur (English oak), 2367 nucleotides. RefSeq lists its product as uncharacterized. The record is from RefSeq and is a predicted model, not a curated record. Bases 368 to 2122 code for a protein of 584 amino acids. NCBI's taxonomy places the organism in Eukaryota, Viridiplantae, Streptophyta, Magnoliopsida, Fagales, Fagaceae. The transcript has 14 exons.